This is a messenger RNA of Coregonus sp. 'balchen', 8042 nucleotides long. NCBI's taxonomy places the organism in Eukaryota, Metazoa, Chordata, Actinopteri, Salmoniformes, Salmonidae. The record is from the annotation of a GenBank genome assembly.
AUGGACGUUUACGACCCCCAAACCCUCGGCUUCAUGGUCUUUGGUGUAUUCAUGGUGAUCUCCGCCAUCGGCAUUGCUCUGGUCUCCACACUCUCCAUGAAGGAGACGUCGUACGAGGAGGCCCUGGCCAAGCACCGCCGCGAGCUGGGCAAGUCUGCCCAGAUCCAACUCUCUCUGAAGAAUAAGAAGAAGCAGAAAGCGUUGGAGAAUAAGAGCAAAGCCAAGAAGAAAGAAGAGCGGCCUAACGGGAAUCUCCCAGAACCGGUCGCAGAGUCCACUAGCGAGCCCGAACCCGAACCUGAGCCUCUCGCCGCCCCUGAGCCUGAACCCGAGCCCAUCGUUGCUGCCCCGGAGCCUGUCAUAGUCGCCUGUGCUGCCCCUGCCCCAGUGGCCGUGGAGGCCGCCGCCCCCUCCCCGAAGAAGAAGAAGAAAGUGGCCAAGGUGGCGCCGGCCCCUGCCAAGCCUGCCGUCGUCCCGGAGACCAUCGCCAAGGAAGUGCCUGUCAUGGUCGUGCCACCUGUGGCGGUUGAGGUUGCCCCGGUGACUGCCGCGCCCGCUCCUGUUUCCAGUGACACUCCCGCCACACCCGUUGCCAAGGCAGAGGAGCUCAAGGCUGAAGCACCUGCUAAGAAGAAAAAAUCCAAGGCAAAGGCUGAGCCAGGUUGAUGAAAUUGUUACUGUUUUAUUUAUAUGAUAACUCGUAAUGUAAAACUAUUGCAAUUCAUGUACUCUAUAAACCAGGAUUGGGGUCAAUUUGAAUGACAUUUGUAAUUUUUUAAUUUGAGUCAUUUAGCAAACACUCUUAUCCAGAGGAACUUACAAGAGCCAUUAGGGUUAAGUGUCUUGCUUCAGGGCACAUCGACAGAUUUUUCACCUAGUUGGCUUGGAUUUGAUUUGAACCAGCGACCUUUCAGUUACUAGCCCAACGCUCUUUACCACUAGGCUACUUGCUGAAUUCAGGUAAGUCAAUUCAGGAAGUUAAUUGAAUAUAAAAUUGAGGAAUGGAAAAACGUUUAACAUAAAUAGUUUCUCCUUUUAUGUUGAUCAAGAAGUCAUUGAAUGGCCUUUUUUCAAUUAUUGAAUUAGAAAUUCAGACAUUUCUAUUCGAAAUUGACCCCAACCCUGCUAUCAACAGCUGCAUUCCAAUAGGAAGUUGUUAGCUCAGUCUCUCUCUAGUGAAGCAUUGGUAUUAUGAUGAAAGGUCAAUUGAAGCAAUGGGUUCUGGUUGUGGAUUAGACCCGACGUCAUCUACGCUGAACAAAAAAUAUAAACGCAACAUGUAAAGUGUUGGUCCCAUGAGCUGAAAUAAAAUAUCCCAGAAAUGUUCCAAAUGCACAAAAAGCUUAUUUCUUUCAAAUUUUGUGCACAAAUUUGUUUACAUCCCUGAUAGUGAGCAUUUUAUCCUUUGUCAAGAUAAUCCAUAUCAAGAAACUGAUUAAACAGCCAUAUCAUUACACAGGUGCACCUUGUAUUGUGGACAAUAAAAGGCACUCUAAAAUGUGCAGUUUUGUCACACAACACAAUGCCACGGAUGUCUCAAGUUUUGAGGGAGUGCGCCCCUGCCCAGUCAUGUGAAAUCCAAAGAUUAGGGCCUAAUGAAUUUAUUUCAAUUGACUGAUUUCCUUAUGAACUGUUACUCAGCAAAAUUGUAGAAAUUGUUGCACGUUGCGUUUUUAUAUUUUUGUUCAGUAUAGAAUUAAAGAUCACAUGGCCCCUCAUUCUCCUAAGACUUCCCCCUUUCUAACAUCCCCAACUUAUUUUUUGUUUACUACUAGGGUACAGUAAGUCAUACAAGUAAUUUAUCUAAGAUAACCUGGUCAUUCAUCCAAGUAAUGAAAUAGUAAACCAUCCAAGUUAUAGAAAAGUAAGUUUAUUAUUCAACUUGUAAACUAAACUUAGCAAAAAAAGAAACGUCCUCGCACUGUCAACUGCGUUUAUUUUCAUUAAACUUAACAUGUGUAAAUAUUUGUAUGAACAUAACAAGAUUCAACAACUGAGACAAACUCAACAAGUUCCACAGACGUGACUAACAUAAAUGGAAUAAUGUGUCACUGAACAAAGGGGGUGUCAAAAUCAAAAGUAACAGUCAAUAUCUGGUGUGGCCACCAGCUGUAUUAAGCAGUGCAUCUCCUCCUCAUGGACUGCACCAGAUUUGCCAGUUCUUGCUGUGAGAUGUUACCUCACUCUUCCACCAAGGCACCUGCAAGUUCCCGGACAUUUCUGUGGGGAAUGGCCCUAGCCUUCACCCGCCGAUCCAACAGGUCCCAGACGUGCUCAAUGGGAUUGAGAUCCGGGCUCUUCGCUGGCCAUGGCAGAACACUGAUAUUCCUGUCUUCCAGGAAAUCACUCACAGAACGAGCAGUAUGGCUGGUGGCAUUGUCAUGCUGGAGGGUCAUGUCAGGAUGAGCCUGCAGGAAGGGUACCACAUGAGGGAGAAGGAUGUCUUCCCUGUAACGCACAGCGUUGAGAUUGCCUGCAAUGACAACAAGUUCAGUCCGAUGAUGCUGUGACACACCGCCCCAGACCAUGACGGACCCUCCACCUCCAAAUCGAUCCCGCUCCAGAGUACAGGCCUCGGUGUAACGCUCAUUCCUUCAACGAUAAACGGGAAUCCGUCCAUCACCCCUGGUGAGACAAAAUCGCGACUCGUCAGUGAAGAGCACUUUUUGCCAGUCCUGUCUGGUCUAGCGACGGUGGGUUUGUGCCCAUAGGCAACGUUGUUGCCGGUGAUGUUUGGUGAGGACCUGCCGUACAACAGGCCUACAAGCCCUCAGUCCAGCCUCUUUCAGCCUAUUGCGGGCAGUUGUUGUUGCCAUCCUGUACCUGUCUCGCAGGUGUGAAAUUCAGAUGUACCGAUCCUGUACAGGUGUUGUUACACAUGUUCUGCCACUGUGAGGACGAUCAGCUGUCCGUCCUGUCUCCCUGUAGCGCUGUCUUAGGUGUCUCACAGUACGGACAUUGCAAUUUAUUGCCCUGGCCACAUCUGCAGUCCUCAUGCCUCCUUGCAGCAUGCCUAAGGCACGUUCACGCAGAUGAGCAGGGCAUCUUUCUUUUGGUGUUUUUCAGAGUCAGUAGAAAGGCCUCUUUUUAGUGUCCUAAGUUUUCAUAACUGUGACCUUAAUUGCCUACCGUCUGUAAGCUGUUACAGUCUUAACGACCAUUCCACAGGUGCAUGUUCAUUAAUUGUUUAUGGUUCAUUGAAGAAGCAUGGGAAACAGUGUUUAAACCCUUUACAAUGAAGAUCUGUGAAGUUAUUUGGAUUUUUACGAAUUAUCUUUGAAAGACAGGGUCCUGAAAAAGGGACGUUUCCUUUUUUGCUGAGUUUAGUAAGUAAUCCAAAUGAUAGACAAGUAGUACAUCAUAAAAAAUAUAAAUGAGUCAUCCAUCCUGUAACCCCUGACAUAGGUAACUCCCUGGCACACUUAUCAUCCUCACUCACACUCUCUGCUUAUAGUGGUUGCUGCCGUUGACUCUGCGGAUGCUCCCCUCCUCCUGCCAUACAAGACUCUCCUGUCCACCGUGAGCAGCAUGACGUUCAGCGAGGGAGAGACCCAGAGGCUCAUCGAAGUGCUCAGUGACAAGGCUGGCCUCGACUCCUGGCAACUGGUACAGUAUUACCCUCCAGACUGGCUGACUGCAAGCAUUACAGACAGUGGCUUGUGGCCGAGCCACCUCCGCAUUCCCUUUAGUAGAAAUGCAGGCACAUACAUACAUACAUACAUACAUACAUACAUACAUACAUACAUACAUACAUACAUACAUACAUACAUACAUACAUACAUACAUACAUACAUAGAAAGGAGGCGUUUUCUGAGACAAGAUUGAGAAACCUUGGUUACGGUUAAAAUGUACCAGACAUGAUUGUGCAUGAUGGAAUAUCUUUUGUCUGAGUCAAACAGUCAUUAUGUGUAGUCAUAACGUACAUACACAUACUUCUAAAUUGCAGAAGCCUUUGAAUGAAUUAAGCAUAGCAACAUUUCAAGUAAUAAACAAUACUGUAGCUUUUUUUCCCUUUCACACUUAUUUUAAUAUUGUAAUUUUUACACCCCUAAAUAUGUAUCAUCCUAGUAGUUUUGGAAGCCCCUUUGUUCCGAUAUUUCCCAACUGAGAGGUUAUAUUGAUUGUAUCCCAAAUGGCACCCUAUUCCCUAUAUAGUGCACUACUUUUGACCAGAGCCCUAUUGACCCUGGUCAAAAGUAGUGCACUCUAUAGGAAAUAGGGUGCCAUUUGGGAUGCAGUCAUUCUCUGGCUUAUCUUAACAUUUGUAUUUAUUAUGGAUCACCAUUAGCUGCUGCCAAGGCAAAAUUAAGGCAGUUAUACCAUUUUUAAAACAUUACAAUACAGUCACAGGUUUCACAACACACUAUGUGCCCUCAGGCCCCUACUCCACCACUACCACAUAUCUACAAUACAAAAUCCAUGUGUACGUGUGUGUGUGUAUAGUGCGUAUGUUAUCGUGUGUGUAUGCAUGUGUCUGUGCCUAUGUGUGUGUUGCUUCACAGUCCCCGCUGUUCAAUAACGUGUAUUUUUAUCUGUUUUUUUAAAUCUAAUUUUACUGCUUGCAUCAGUUAUUUGAUGUGGAAUAGAGUUACAUGUAGUCAUGGCUCUAUGUAGUACUGUGCACCUCCCAUAGUCUUUUCUGGACUUGGGGACUGAAGAGACCUCUGGUGGCAUGUCUUGUGGGGUAUGCAUGGGUGUCCGAGCUGUGCGCCAGUAGUUCAGACAGCUCGGUUCAUUCAACAUGUCAAUACUUCUCAUAAAUACAAGUAGUGAUGAAGUCAAUCUCUCCUCCACUUUAAGCCAGGAGAGAUUGACAUGCAUAUUAUUAAUGUUAGCUCUCUGUGUAGAUCCAAGGGCCAGCCGUGCUGCCCUGUUCUGCGCCAAUUGCAAUUUUCCAAAGUCCCUUUUUGUGGCACCUGACCACACGACUGAACAGUAGUCCAGGUGCGACAAAACUAGGGCCUGUAGGACCUGCCUUGUUGAUAAUGUUGUUAAGAAGGUAGAGCAGCGCUUUAUUAUGGACAGACUUCUCCCCGUCUUAGCUACUGUUGUAUCAAUAUGUUUUGACCAUGACAGUUUACAAUCCAGGGUUACUCCAAGCAGUUUAGUCACCUCAACUUGCUCAAUUUCCACAUUAUUUAUUACAAGAUUUAGUUGAGGUUUAGUGAAUGAUUUGUCCCAAAUACAAUGCUUUUAGUUUUAUAAAUAUUUAGAACUAACUUAUUCCUUUCCACCCACUCUGAAACUAACUGCAGCUCUUUAAGUGUUGCAGUCAAUUUAGUCGCUGUAGUAGCUGACGUGUAUAUUGUUUAGUCAUCCACAUACAUAGACACAUUCACUUUAAAGCCAGUGGCAUGUCGUUAGUAAAGAUAGAAAAAAAAGUAAGGGGCCUAGACAGCUGUCCUGGGGAAUUCCUGAUUCUACCUGGAUUGUUGGAGAGGCUUCCAUUUAAAGAACACCCCCUAUGUUCUGUUUGACAGUUAACUCUUUAUCUACAAUAUAGCAGGGGGUGUAAAGCCAUAACACAUACGUUUUCCAGCAGCAGACUAUGAUCGAUAAUGUCAAAAGCCGCACUGAAGUCUAACAGAACAGCCCCCACGAUAUUUUUAUCAUACACAAAUGACUGAUGAUUGGCUGAGAGAAAUUUAAAUGCUGUGCUUGUUGAAUGUCCUUCCCUAUAAGUGUGCUGAAAGUCUGUUGUCAAUUUGUUUACUGUAAAAUAGCAUUGCAUCUUGUCUAACACUAUUUUUUCCAAAAGUUUACUAAGGGUUGGUAACAGGCUGAUUACUCCUGAGUGGCGCAGUGGUCUAAGGCACUGCAUCGCAGUGCUAACUGUGCCACUAGAGAUCCUGGUUCAUUAAUGUAGUUGGCAAUAUCAGUCGGUUUUGUGAUGAAUGAGCCAUCUGAUUCAAUGAAUGAUGGAGCUGAGGUUGCCUUUUUUCCCAACAUUUCAUUUAACAUCAACUGUAGCCGUUCAGUGGUGGUCAACUUGUGUCAUAUCUGAUGGUUAGGCCUCUCAGAAGGGGGAUCCCAUGGCUGCCCUGAAGAAACAGCUAGAGGAGAAGGAGAAGCAGCUGUCUACCGAGCAGGAGGAUGCCACUGCUGCCAAGAAUCGACUGAGGGAGCUCACCAAGGUAAAAGACCAUGGGUCCAUCCCAAUAGUAUCUUAUUUUUCCUUAAGUGUACACACAUCUAAAAGCAUUGGAUUGGUGGAGGGAUGGGCUAGUGGGUAUUUCCACCUUAUUUCUUAUACCAGUAAUGUCCUUUAAAAUCAGUGAACUAGUGCACACUUUGAGAGGAAGGAGAGAUAAUUGGGUAAACUGACAUCCUACUGACUUCCAGGCACAGGGUAGAAACAAUGCCAUAAUACACCUUAUUCGACUAAUGAAACGCAUGAUGAUAAGUUGAUGAAUUGAAUUAAUUGUGUUAGUGCUGGGCUAGGUAGCAUCUUAAACAGGUCUUGGCCUCAGUGCAGUAGGCCAGGAUUUGGUAGCUGGUGCUUACUGUAAAUAUCUCCCUGCGGUAUAUUUGCCACUGGCUCACACUGUGCCUGUUGGAACACUCAGGAAGAGAAACAGAUUAACAAACCAAAAAAAGGGGUAGAACAAAAAUGUGCACCCAAGGACCAGGAUUGGGGGAACACUGACUUUAACCAAGUGUUUUUCGCUGAUGUCACUAACGAUCCCCGAUGCCCACACAGGAGCUGAGCACAGAGAAAUCCAAGAUGGCGACGGUCGAGACCCGUCUGCGCUCAGAGCUGAGUGCUCACACUCAGGAGAUAACUGCCCUCCAGGCUCGCAUGCAGGCCUCCUACCAGGACCACGUGGCUAAGACCCAGCAGCUCAACCUCAAGGUCAGAGUUCACGACCCCAUAAACGUCAGGGUCAUUUUCAGGAGGGGUGAUUUAACGUACUGAACAGUCCAGACAGAAAUGCCAUGAAUAGAGCUGACUUGAGUCCUGACUGAAUGUGGAGCUGCUGCUUCCACCACUUUGACAGCAGCCUCUGAAUUUGACAGUAAUAACAUAUUGUGGCCCCAAGGUAACAAUGUGUUGGACUUGUUUGUAAAAGUACAAGACAGACAAGAUGAGAAAAAUCAGCUGUUAACUGUCUGCACAAACAUUUAUGGAAAUAUUUGUUUUUGCUAACACCCCCAUACAGAUAGCGAGCCUGCAGGAGCAGCUGGACAAUGGCCCAGUUGCUCAGCUGGCCCGCUUGCAGCAGGAGAACUCCAUCCUGAGAGACGCCCUCAACCAGGCCACCAGCCAGGCCGAGAGCAGGUAGAUGGGGAAAUAAACAAUACAACUCCUAUUCUAUGGAGAAAUCUGAGUCUUGUUCAGUGGGAAAAAAUUGAGUAAAAUGGGGUGGAACUACCUAGACUUUUCCCAAUAAGAAAUAUUCAUUUUCUUUUGUUGAAACGUUCUGCUAUGGUGUGCCCUAAUGAACACAGCCCAGGUGUGGUCUACUCUUAAAAUGCCCUUUUCUCAAUUCGACUUUACUUGGGGGGGUGGGUAGUUUUAGUUUUACAAUGUAAUGUAAUGAGGUACAAGUGGGUGUAUUGGCUGGCUGGAUGGAUACAUAAUUAAUUCUAGCUUGUACAGACAUGGUCAAGUGACUCCAAAAAUGACCAUGAUUUAUGUAGCAUUUUGAAUAUGUAUCACUAUUUGCUUAUCAUGCCAUUUCAUUUUAUUGUCAAUUAUCACUAAGUAUUAACAUAAUGCAAAAAUAACACAUGCCUAAAGAGCCUGAAUUAUGUCCAUUCUUGGACACCAGCAACUGAGUUAUACAGCUACUCCAUAUCCAAAACUGUCCUAGCCACACUCUACUCAAAUUCAUCAAGUCAAACAAUCUUUCUGACAAGUCCCUCUCCGAUCUCUUUCCCCCUCCAGGCAGAACGCGGAGCUGGCCAAGCUGAGGCAGGACUGUGUUCGUCUGAACCGGGACCUGGGCGAGAGGACGGAAGCCCUGCAGGCUGACAAUGAGCACAGGAAGGUCCUGGAGGCCAAAGUGGCAGCUGCAGAGGAGCAACUUGCCCAGUUCCAG